CUGAGUGUUGUGUUGGUUGAUUGUGAGAGAAGUAGGGAAGCAAUAAAACCCUCGCCGACUUGUUCUUGAAUCCCUCUCUUCCGGUGAAGGCGGCGCCGAACUACUUCCGCCCUUGCACCCAAUUUCUCUUUGAUCUCAGAUGGGCGUGGAGUUAUUGAACAACGAGGUGGCUAUGGCCGACAUCGACGAUCCGUGCUUCAGUGACUCGGAGACCGCGGCUUACGUGAUUGAAGCACUUGAAGGUGUUUCCAAGGUUCCUAGUGUGAUAGCUCCCGCCGACAGAGACCAGUAUGACAACCUGCUAUGCAUCCUUGACCCUACUAAAGAGAUGCACUUUCAGGAUGAGGCUUUACUUGUGGUUGCUUUGAGGACACUCACACAAGCAGUGCAUAAAAUCGACCCUGUUUUCCAUGGGGAGCUUCUGAAUAAUAUUUUUGACAUGAGUGUUUGGAAAUAUGGGCCAGAUACAGUAAGCACAUUGCUGGAACUGAUCGCUUGUUUGGCUUCUGUAGCUGACAAGUUUCUAGAUACCUGUUUGCACAUGCUUGUUAAUAAUUUUGAACCGCAUCGGAGGUUAAAAAGUUCUAAUCAUCAACGAUCAUUGGCAAGAAAGGAAGAAGUUCACAGUCAGCUGCAUACGGUUAUGCACUAUAUUUCUGAGUUGGUGCCUCUUGCUCCCAUGAAGCUCAAGUAUAUUAUUGAUCUUAAAAUGCCAAAAUGUACUGACUCCAAGGAGGUUAUUAUAGUGUUUGUGGAUUGCAUGCUGGGGCUGGAGAAUGAUGAAAUUGGGGAAUUUCUUGGUGGUGCAUUGUUAGCAAAAGUGGUGGACCUGCUUACUGACUUAGAUGUAAACAUUAGUUGGGAGGACAUUCUACAAGAAGACACUAACAAAGGAAUUUUUGACAUGGAACUGGAAGAUGUUGAGGAAAAUGCAGAUGGUUUAAUUGGCAGAAAGUCUGUGGAAGAAUACGGAGUUCUUAAUGGUAAUGCAUUUGCUGAUAAGCUGGAUGGCUUGAUGGUGGCUGUGUGCAAACAUCUGACAAUAUGGGCAUCUAAUGGUCGCUUAGAGGCAGUGUUUGCAAAUCUUAAAGAAGCCUUUCGAAGAAGUGUGUUGAAUGCUUACAAGUCAAAGUUUGCACAGUUUGUGAUGUUUUAUGCCUGUUCAUUGGAUCCUGAGACAUGUGGCCAAGAGUUUGCUUUUAUGCUUCGAGAUAUAUUUCUUUCAAGAACUGAAACUCCAAUUUCUAGAAUGAGUGCUGUUGGGUAUCUUGCUAGCUACUUGUCUCGGGCAAAGUUCAUUUCAACUUCUCUGGCGGUAGACAUACUAGAAAGCUUAAUGGAUUGGUGUUUUGAGUAUUGCCAAUGUCAUAAUGACCCAGAGAAAAUAAUCAACCCAAAAGCUAAUCGAAUCUUCUAUGCUGGAUGGCAGGCUGUGAUGUAUACCCUUUGCUUUCAUAUGAGAUCCAUUGUCGAUGAUCCUCAGCUCAAGUCAAAGCUAUUAGGAAUGCCCUUGCAACCAAUUCUUCAUCAUGCAUUAAGUCCUUUAAAGGUUUGUUUGCCUUCUAUUGUCCAUGAAUUCCUGAGGCAAGCGAAGGCGGCUAAUUUGUGCAAGAAAUCAGUUUCCCUAUUUUCUGAAAGUUUACUUGAGUCGGAUUUCUCAAAAGCAUUUGGUGGAGUGGAGAGAUUGGAUAUGUUCUUCCCCUUUGAUCCGUAUUUACUGAAAGAAUCCGACAGCUUCAUAAGGCCCAACUUCAAGUUCUGGUCCUCAGUUAAGACAACAUAUAGCAAUUGCAACUCGGAAGAUGAAGAAGAUUAUGAGGACCUUGAUGUGCCAGAUUUUGCAGAGAUCGGGUGCUUCAGCGAGAACCAUAAAAUAGAAACUGACAGUGAUGAAGAUGAUGACGACGACAACGAUAAUGACAAUGAUCUUGAGUUAUCAAUGAACAAGAUGUCAAUAACCCCCAAACAUUACUUCAAUCCUCAUUUGAUGGGAAAGCAACAAUUCCCAGCUCGGAUGCCCGCAAGAAUUAGACCUUCUGUGAGUCCACCAUAACAAGCAUCAUUUUUGUGGCCCCAAUUCAAGCCCAAAAUCUGGGUAGUGGAUAGAUAAUGUAGUACACCAUAAUUUUUACCCCAAAAAUGCAUUUGUGGAGCAGGUGGGGCGGAGUAGUUAUUUGUUAAAUCGCAGCUCUGUUGUAAUAUAGAAAAACAAGAGGAUGCUCUAUCGAUCAUUAGAAUGAGAUGGAUAAAGCACCUUUUGUUUUCCCCCUCUUUUUUCUUUUUUUCAAUUUAAACAUAACUGUUGAUGUUCGAGGUUAACCACAAUUUAGGGGCUGCUGAUACAAUGGAUGAUUUUUAAAGUUAUGUUUCACAAGGUUUGCUGAUUUAA
This is a messenger RNA of Dioscorea cayenensis subsp. rotundata (Guinea yam), 2389 nucleotides long. Its product is annotated as RNA polymerase I-specific transcription initiation factor RRN3-like. Gene Ontology annotation, biological process: transcription initiation at RNA polymerase I promoter. The transcript has 16 exons. The record is from RefSeq and is a predicted model, not a curated record. The coding region runs from base 140 to 2053 and encodes 637 amino acids. Gene Ontology annotation, cellular component: nucleus. Gene Ontology annotation, molecular function: RNA polymerase I core binding; RNA polymerase I general transcription initiation factor activity. Lineage: Eukaryota; Viridiplantae; Streptophyta; Magnoliopsida; Dioscoreales; Dioscoreaceae.